This is a messenger RNA of Drosophila ficusphila, 2046 nucleotides long. It is a transcript of the gene Cyp4d20, whose product is annotated as probable cytochrome P450 4d20. The record is from RefSeq and is a predicted model, not a curated record. Lineage: Eukaryota; Metazoa; Arthropoda; Insecta; Diptera; Drosophilidae. The transcript is spliced from 5 exons. Gene Ontology annotation, molecular function: oxidoreductase activity, acting on paired donors, with incorporation or reduction of molecular oxygen; heme binding; monooxygenase activity. The coding region runs from base 372 to 1898 and encodes 508 amino acids.
GCUUAAAAUGCGCACCGCACGCCUCGAGUUGCAACACUCGAACUCAUAAUCAAAACACAACUCGUGUGUUUCAACCAAAACCAGUUCCCCGGAGAGAAAUCCGCCGAGAGCGAGAGAAUCCCAUUCUACAGACAAUAUUUAGUUUUGAAAACUGAAAACAGAAAACUGCGCUUGGCUGGUCAAGCGGCUGGUUAUCAACACUCGACCAUUCGAGCAGUUGAUCCACAAAAGCGGCGGCGUAAACAACGCAAAAAGUGAAACCACACUCUGACCAGAUUCUGGGCUGAUCUGUCCCCCUGAUCCCGGGUUUAAUCGCCGCCGAGAGGUCAUCUCCAUCGAAAGUCACUAGAAACUAGUCGGUAGCAGUGAAAAUGUGGCUGACCCUGCUUGCUGCCGCUCUGAUCUUGCUGCUCACCUGGGACUUUGGACGCAAGCGACACCGAGUGGCGGCCUUCGAGAAGUCCCAGAUCCCAGGACCCAUUUCGAUCCCUGUUCUAGGCUGCGGCCUCCAAGCACUUCGCUUGGGAGCGGAGAACAUCAUCGGUUGGGUGGGCGAGCAGUUCGAUCGGUAUGGCAAGACCUUUCGCUUCUGGAUCCUGGGAGAGUCGCUGAUCUACACGAAGGACCUCAAGUACUUCGAGACCAUCCUGAACAGCACCACCCUGCUGGAGAAGGGUCGGCUCUACGAGUACCUGCGACCCUUCCUCAACGACGGACUGCUCGUCAGCACGGGGAGAAAGUGGCACGCGCGGAGGAAGAUCUUCACCAACGCCUUCCACUUCAAGGUCCUCGAACACUACGUGGAGAUCAUGGAUCGCAACAGUGGGAUCAUGGUGGAGAACCUGAGGGAAGUGGCCGACGGGAAGACAUCGGUGGACACGCUCAAGUACGUGUCGUUGGCAGCUCUUGAUGUGAUCACAGAGGCCGCCAUGGGAGUGCAGGUGAAUGCUCAGAAGGACCCCGAUUUUCCCUACAUCAAGGCACUGAAAAGUGUGGUCUACAUCCAGCCGGACCGCAUGUUCAAGUUCUCGCAGCGCUACGACUGGCUCUUCCCGCUGGCAGCGCCCCUUCUCCGCCGGCGACUGCUGAGCGAUAUCCGCGUCAUGCACGACUUCACCGACAAGGUCAUCCGCGAGCGGCGGGCAACUGUGGAGCGGGCGAAGGCCGACGGCACCUACCGACCGCUGAGUUUGGGUGAUGCAGACAUAGGACAAAAGUCGCAGAUGGCUCUGCUGGACAUCCUGCUGCAGUCCUCCAUCAACAAUCAGCCACUGAAUGACGCGGACAUCCGCGAGGAGGUGGACACCUUCAUGUUCGAGGGGGAUGACACCACGAGCAGUGGGGUUUCCCACGCGCUCCACGCCAUCGCCAGGCAUCCGGAGGUACAGCAGCGGAUCCACGAGGAGUUGCUCCAGGUGCUCGGCAAGGAUCCCCACGCUCCGGUGACGCAGUCCCAGCUGCAGGAGCUCAAGUACCUGGAGUGCGCCAUCAAGGAGACCAUGCGGUUGUACCCACCAGUUCCCGCCAUCGGAAGGCACACCCACAAGGAUCUGCAGAUCGGAGACAAGACCAUUCCGGCCAACACGAGCAUCUACUUGGUGCUGUACUGGGCCCACCGGGAUCCGGACUACUUCCCCGACCCACUGAGCUUCAAGCCGGAGCGGUUCCUGGACGGGCAGGAGGAGAGCCACAAGAACUUCGCCUACGUGCCCUUCAGCGCGGGACCCAAGAACUGCAUUGGCCAGAAGUUCGCCUUCCUGGAGAUGAAGGCCCUUAUCAGCAAGGUGCUCAGGUUCUACGAACUGCUGCCCCUCGGGGAGGAAAUUCAACCCAUGAUGAACUUCAUCCUGCGCUCCACAACGGGCAUCAAUGUGGGCCUAAGGCCCAGGAACUCAUAAUAUCCCUUGGGAAAGUAACUUGUUUCGGGUGUUGGUAAAACUACCUGGGGUGUUCGUGAUAAAUUAGUUCAUAAGCACUUAUUAGCUAAUCUCUAAGUACUUAAACCCGGUUAAUUGCGGCAAUAAAAACUACUUUAGGCAAACACAA